Dendroctonus ponderosae (mountain pine beetle) is the source of this 545-nucleotide messenger RNA. Its product is annotated as glutathione S-transferase-like. Lineage: Eukaryota; Metazoa; Arthropoda; Insecta; Coleoptera; Curculionidae. Gene Ontology annotation, biological process: glutathione metabolic process. The record is from RefSeq and is a predicted model, not a curated record. Gene Ontology annotation, molecular function: glutathione transferase activity.
ACACGCCAUAUGGAAAAGUACCGGUUUUGGAAGUUGAUGGAAAACCUGUCGCCCAAACCAACGCAAUCGCUAGAUAUCUGGCAAAGCAAUUCAAGCUACAGGGAUCAGAUGACUGGGAAAUAUUACAAGCCGAUUCAUUAGUUGAGGCCUUAGGAGACUACAACUUAAGUUCGAUGCGACUAUUUAGAGAAGAAAAUCCUGAGAGAAUUGCAGAAAUUAAGAAGGAACAAGCGUUUUACUUGGCCAAGUUUGAGGAAGUUUUAUCCUCAAAUCCAUCAGGUUUAUUAGUUGGAUCUGCGGUAACUUGGGCUGAUUUAGUUUUUGCUGCAACCCUUUCAUCAAGACCUGACCAAGUGGAUGCUCUGAAAUCAUACCCCGCUUUGUCAGCGUUUGUUAAUAAAAUCAAUAAUCUUCCCAACAUUAAAAAAUGGGUGGAAACGAGACCUAAGAGCGACCCUCCUCCAACAGGUCCACACCACAAACGAUAAAAUAAUGUAUUUUUCAAUGUUGUUAAAUAUUUGAAGCAAAUAUAGUACCUAUUUACA